AUGGCCGAUGAGGACAGAGAAUCUCCAGUACCCAGUGAGGAAAGCUUUGAGAUUCCAGAUCGAUACAUGUGUGAAGUACUAAAAUGCGAAGAGCAGUUUCGAAACCUUGGCAUCGGUGAAAACCUCCCUAGACAAAUGAUGAAGACUAGACCAGAUGAGGUUCGCAAUACCGCCGGAGGUUUCGUAUUUCCUGUAAGCGAUGAGACGCGUGUCCGACGAUUCAUCAUCCUCGGGACAUCGGGAGGAACAUACUAUAGCACAGAAAAGGAAUUGACCAUGGAUAAUGUGAAGGCAUUAAUUGAUAUCAUCGAGAGAGGUCGCGGCAGUCUUAUCUUAAAGGAAAUUUAUGAAAUUUCGCUAGCUGGACGAAACCCGAAGCAGGACCCUUUGCUGAUGGCCUUGGCACUGUGUGCUAGGUACCAUGUGUGUGACUCGGCUGCAAAGGUUCGAAAGCCCAAAGGUUCUGGGGAUGCUCCAGAGCAGGACCCUACUGUUGUUGCAAAACACAAAUAUCUGAACGAACUUCAUAAAUCUGCUUUUGCUAUCGUUAAUGAUGUGUGUCGCAUCCCCACACAUCUCUUCACAUUUGUAAAGUACUGUGAGAUGAUCUCUCAAUCAACGCAGCCCGAAGAAGGCAAAAAAUCAAGUGGGUGGGGUCGCCUCAUGAGAAGAACCAUUCAGGAUUGGUAUGCACAAAAGUCCCCUCAACAGCUUGCUAUGCACCUUACAAAGUAUCCACAAAGAGGAGGAUGGUCUCAUCGGGAUCUAUUUCGUCUAGCCCAUCCGACUCUCAAAGAGAAGAAUACUGAAGAUUCCAUCCUGGAAUAUGAACAGUUAUACCACUUUGCUGUUAAAGGUGAGCUGAAGACACGAAAACGCAACAUUCCCAAGGAGGAAGCUGAUCUUGCACAACCUGCAACGAAAUACAGCGCUCUUCAAAUGGAUGUUGAGCUAGAGAGCAGAGCACUCAAGUUCGUGGAAACUGUUCUGGCUUUGAAGAACGAAAAGGAUGAAGGGAAAAUAGUUGAAGCCAUUAAAACAUACAAUUUGGUCCGAGAGCACAUUCCCACUGACAUGCUCAACUCUGUUCCUAUAUGGCAAGCUCUUCUCGCAAAAAUGCCGAUGACAGCAAUGAUCAGAAAUCUUGGGAAGAUGCAGUCUAUCGGUGCUCUCACAAACGAACACCGUGAUGCAGUUGUGUCGAAACUUACUAACGAAAGCGAACUGAAGCGUGCGAAGAUCCAUCCUAUUCAGGUGCUUCUUGCAAAGACAGUCUAUCAAGCAGGUCACGGAGACAAGGGCAGUCUGAAGUGGGAAGUUGAUAAGAAGAUUGACACAGCUCUCGAAGAAGCUUUCUACAAGUCCUUCGUCAAUGCCCCACCCACUAAUAAACGAUUUUGUUUUGCAUUCGAUGUUUCAGGUAGUAUGUGUUGUAAUAUUUCUGGCACAAUGCUAUCCUGUCGGACAGCAAGCGCUGCUCUUUCCCUCGUAAGCCUCAAAAACGAAAAAACAGUGGAGUGUGUUGGAUUUUGCGACCAUCUUGUUGAGUUGCCAUUUAAUGGGGACUGGACGAUCUCUAAGAUUGAAAAUUAUGUGGACGGCAUGGAGUUUGGAGCAACUGACUGUGCAUUGCCUAUGUUGUGGGCGUCGGAGAAGAAAAAGGAGUUUGACGUGUUCGUGGUGUACACGGAUUGCGAAACCUUUUUUGGAGAGGUUCAUCCGUACGAAGCACUGCGUCGGUAUCGUGAAACCUCUGGAAUCACAGACGCGAAACUUGUUGUUAUGGGGAUGACAUCUACCGGUUUUACCAUCGCUGACCCUGAAGAUGCUGGCAUGAUCGAUAUUGUAGGAUUUGAUUCUGCUGUUCCAACUCUGCUCGCCGAUUUUGUGAACGGAAAAGUUUGA
This is a messenger RNA of Necator americanus (New World hookworm), 1905 nucleotides long. RefSeq lists its product as uncharacterized. The transcript is spliced from 17 exons. Gene Ontology annotation, cellular component: ribonucleoprotein complex. Gene Ontology annotation, molecular function: RNA binding. NCBI's taxonomy places the organism in Eukaryota, Metazoa, Nematoda, Chromadorea, Rhabditida, Ancylostomatidae. The record is from RefSeq and is a predicted model, not a curated record. The coding region runs from base 1 to 1905 and encodes 634 amino acids.